UUUCAUUCUACCGAAAGAAAUCGUUUUCUUCCUUCUUCAUAAUGCCUUCAAACCCUAAGGUUUUCUUUGACGUGACGAUCGGAGGCCAACACGCCGGUCGGAUCGUGAUGGAGCUUUUCUCCGAUGUCACUCCUCGCACCGCUGAGAACUUUCGAGCCCUCUGCACCGGCGAAAGAGGCGUCGGCCGUACCGGCAAACCACUCCACUAUAAAGGCUCAAAGUUCCACCGUGUGAUCCCUAACUUCAUGUGCCAAGGAGGUGAUUUCACCGCCGGGAACGGCACAGGAGGUGAAUCCAUAUACGGAGCCAAGUUCGCCGACGAGAACUUCAUCAAGAAACACACCGGACCCGGCGUCCUAUCCAUGGCAAACGCCGGACCCGGGACUAAUGGAUCCCAGUUCUUCAUCUGCACCACUAAGACACCGUGGCUCGACGGGAAACACGUGGUGUUCGGACAAGUCGUUGAAGGCAUGGACGUGGUUAGAGCCGUCGAGAAGGUCGGGACUAGAAAUGGAAAGACUUUGAAGCCGGUUCUUAUUGCUGACUGCGGACAGCUUUAUUAAAACCACCACCGCCGACACCACCGCCGCCACCACAAAGACCAAGAAAAAGAAGGGCCAAACCGUAUCCCUCGCUGAAUUUAACCACGGAUCAGCUAAGCUGAGUGAGCUCACACGCCUCACUCACGAGGAGGUCAUCGCGCUCCCCACCGGCCCUCGCCAACGUGCCCCGAAGAACUCGACGGCGGCUUUAAAUCUUACGGUUCGAACAGAUACAAUAAUUCCAACGGAGACGAUUCGUCGAGUAAUAGUAGAUGGGGAUCUUCUAGAGGUUCGAAUAGAGAUUCCAAUAGAGAAAUUACUCCCUCGCGCGCUGAUGAAACCGACGCCCAUCUGAAACGGGUUUGGCGGUGGAUUUUAGAGGGGAGAGAGAGGCAGCGGCGGAGAAGGGUUUUCUAAUUCACAAUCGAAAGCCGAUGAAGUAGAUAACUGGGCAGCUAGUAAGACUAAUAAUAGAAGCCCCAAUGGGCAGCGCCGCCUCGGAGAUUUGGUGGGGGUUUUGAGAAAAGAAGCAGUUUUGAUUCACUUCAGCCGAGGGAUUUGGAUAACUGGGGAAAGAAAAAGGAGGAGACCAGCAGCACCGCUGCUGGUUCUGGUGGGGCAAGGCCGAAGCUCGUGCUUCAGCCACGUACGGUGCCUGUGACCGAGGAGGGUAAAAAGGACUCGACGGUUACCAAGCCCAAAGCGGCGAAUCCUUUCGGCGAGGCAAGGCCAAGGAAGUGUUGAAGGAAAAGGGGAAAGAUUGGAAGGAGAUUGAUGAUAAACUUGAAGCUGUGAAGAUUAAAGAGACAGUGGCUGUUACAGAGAAAGAGAGAGGAGCAAAGAUGAGCUUCGGUAACGGCCAUGCCCCGGCUGACAAGACCUGGAGGAAGAGUGAACCUGUUGAAUCUGCAGCUGAUGCUGAUCAACCCCAAAGGUUUCUUCAAUUAACUGAAAUUUGAUUUCUUGGUUGAUUUUAGAAUAUUGCUUUAUUUGAUCACACACACACACACAUAACAUAAACCUUGAUGCAUUUUGCUUGAAAUGUGGAGCUUUU
Molecule: messenger RNA, 1596 nt
Organism: Hibiscus syriacus
Lineage: Eukaryota; Viridiplantae; Streptophyta; Magnoliopsida; Malvales; Malvaceae
Product: peptidyl-prolyl cis-trans isomerase 1-like
Exons: 2
Coding region: 42-563 (173 amino acids)
Biological process (GO): protein peptidyl-prolyl isomerization; protein folding
Cellular component (GO): plasma membrane; cytosol
Molecular function (GO): peptidyl-prolyl cis-trans isomerase activity
Source: RefSeq, a predicted model, not a curated record